GUGAGCCCAUUUAGAGCCUGUGAUAUCGAAUCCAUAUAUGAUACAUAUAAUUUUUUUUUUACUUUUUUUCUAUUAUAUAUAUAAUUGUCUUAUCUCAUGCAUCUCUUCUGUCUCUAUUAUAUCUAUUACUUCUGUUUUGUAUAACUACUCUUUGUUAUACAUAACCAUUUUAGUUACUCUGGUUUGUUUUUUGUUCCUUCCCUCUCUCUCUCUCUCUCUCUAAUGGUUCUUCCUAUGUUUUAGGACUUUGAAUGAUCCAAAUUCCAAAUCCAUCUUGAUAGCCUCACCAUCUUGAUGGCCUCACUCAAAUCUUGAAGCUUUCCUUUGGGUUUUUCAUUUUCUUAAUUGGGUUAUUCUCAAAAUUUUAUUGGUUUUUUUUGUUUUUGUGUGUGCCAUUAAAUCUCAUUAAUGGCACAACUCCCUCCAAAAGUCCCAACCAUGACGACUACAACCACGCCGCAUUGGCCUGAAUUUUCCUCUCAGAAACUCCCUUCCAUCGCCGCAACGGCAGCGGCAACCGCGGGACAACAAAACCCUUCGUGGAUGGAUGAGUUUCUCGACUUCUCAUCGACUCGUCGCGGGACAGACCGGCGUUCAAUCAGCGACUCCAUCGCUUUCCUAGAUCAACCUUCCUCCGGUGUAGGAAGCCACCACUUUGACAGGUUUGACGACGAGCAAUUCAUGUCCAUGUUCAACGACGACUUACACCAAAACCACCACCACAACAAUAGCGUCAACGGCAAUGUUGGUCACACCCGUUCUUCUUCCAACACAUCUACACCGUCCGAUCAAAACAGCCUCCUCAGCGGCGAAGACAAUAAAGAACAACCACCGUCUGAUAAUGAUCACAUGGACACCACCACAGCCAAUGACAACAACGUCGCCGGUAACAAUUACAACGAAUCAGACGAGGUUCAAAGCCAUUGCUGCAAGACGGAGCCACAGGACGGUCCCUCAUCAACGAAUCAAGACUCCGGUAAAAGCUCUGGCAAUCGGAUUCACGAUCCAAAGAGGGUAAAAAGAAUUUUAGCAAAUAGACAAUCAGCACAGAGAUCAAGGGUGAGGAAAUUGCAAUACAUAUCAGAGCUCGAAUGCAGCGUUACUUCAUUGCAGACGGAAGUGUCAGUGUUGUCGCCAAGAAUUGCGUUUUUGGAUCACCAGCGAUUGCUUCUCAACGUCGACAAUAGCGCUAUCAAACAACAAAUCGCCGCUUUAGCCCAAGACAAGAUUUUCAAAGACGCUCACCAAGAAGCAUUGAAGAGAGAAAUAGAGAGACUUCAACAAGUUUAUCAUCAACAGAGCCUCAAGAAGAUGGUGGAUAAUAUCUCCGACCAAUCUCUGGCCGAUAUCAAACCCUCCGUUGAGAAAGAGCAGCUUCUCAGUGCCUAAAGCUAUGUUCCAUUCAUUAAUAUUCUCUUCACGGCUAAAAGAUUAUUGACUAUUAAACCUCUUCGAUUUGUGUAAAGAGAUUAGUUUAUGAUCAAAGAAGAGGGCAUUUUUAUCUAAUCUUAUCACAUUUCACUACAAAAAAAGUUUACAUUGAUAGCAUAUUGUCAUAGUUCGUUUUACUGAACUGCUAUCGUAGAUGAUUUAAAAAAAUUGUAUUAUAUAAUAGCAUUAGAUAAAUGCUAUAAUAGAGUUUUGGUAAACGGGAACCCAAAAUUAGAUUUUCUGCGAAACACUUAGUAAAAACGCUUCAAUAAUCAUUUUUCCUCGCUCAACUCCAAUUUUUCCCUAUCUCAAAAAGUAACCAAUAAGAUGCAAGUGCUAAGAUCAAUUUUCUUUUAACCACAGCCAUUGAUUAAAAUAAUCUAAUGGCUAAGAAUAAACAAAGUGAAAAUGUAUUUUUUCUCUAUCUCUUCUUAUCGUUCUUUCAUAUUCUCCAUCUCUAUCUUUUUUUUUCUUUUUUUUUGGUAAUCUCAUCUUCUUCUUCAUCCUGAAACAAAAGUUAUCACCAAAUCUGUCACAACCACCACCAUCAUCAUCAUCUAUAUCUCCUCGUUCUCUACCUCCUCCAAUGAAGCUGUUUCAACAACCAUCACCAACCUCCGCCGCUCCACCAUCAUAUUCAUCUCCCCCUCCUUAUUCUCUACCUCCGCCAUCAAACUCUGUUUCAACCAUAAUCACCACGAAAUCUGUCUCUAACACUCUUUUUAUCUAUCCUUUUAUCAAAGCUUCUUCUUUUAAAGAUGCAGAUUGAUGAAAAAGAUGAAGACAAAUUGGGAAGAAGAGAGCACGAAGAUGGAGUACAUGACUGAUGGCGUGGCUGAACAUUACGACCACCACCAUCGCAAUCUCUCCCAUCCGCUCGUCACCGCCACGUACGACCAACAUCGAGAAAGGAAGAAAGGAAGAGGACGGAUCUGAAGAAGCUGUGGUGUGGAGAUGGCAAAGGAAGGUCGCGGUGGUGGUGGAGAUGGAGCCUUGGAGGACGGGGAUGGAGGAGGAAGCGACGGAGGCGUAGAUUAGUUUAGGUUUUGUUUAUUAGAUUUGGUUUAGUUAGAUUUUGGUUUAAUCUGUUUUAAUUAGCUUUUGGUUUAAUGUAUGUUGGUUUACUUAAUUUUUUUAAUUUUGGUUUAGUAGUACAUUUAUUUGUAAAUUUAUUCUAAUUAAUAAUAAAUUCAAUUAUAAAGAUUAA
Molecule: messenger RNA, 2638 nt
Organism: Raphanus sativus (radish)
Lineage: Eukaryota; Viridiplantae; Streptophyta; Magnoliopsida; Brassicales; Brassicaceae
Product: basic leucine zipper 61
Exons: 5
Coding region: 409-1389 (326 amino acids)
Biological process (GO): positive regulation of DNA-templated transcription
Cellular component (GO): nucleus
Molecular function (GO): DNA binding; DNA-binding transcription factor activity
Source: RefSeq, a predicted model, not a curated record